UUAAAUAGCAUAGCUCUUAUAACUUCAACUUAUAUUUAAAUGGCUUUUACUUCUCGUACUUUCUCUCUCUUUAUACUCAUAUUCGCUGCUUUGGUGUGCUUAACUAUGGCUAGUCCUACUAUAGCUAAAUCAAAAUCUAAAAAACCAUGCACAUUUACAUUCAAUGACAAUUAUAAUACAAGUGGUUUACCUCGUAAUAUUUUCCCUAACCUUUCUAAACUUAAAGGCAAGUGUACAGACAACCUCCAUGAUGGUAUUCGUUAUCUUCGUGAACAAGGUUCUGGUAAAAAGAUGCCCAACUAAAAAAAAAACAAAAAAACUCCGGUUCCUAUAUGCUUCUUGCUUGGUUUUAAAUGUAACAUUACAUAUAAAUUGUAUAUAAUAUAAUAAAUAUAAAUUUAUAUAUAUUUAUUUCUGUAUAUUCCUGCU
Molecule: messenger RNA, 429 nt
Organism: Cokeromyces recurvatus
Lineage: Eukaryota; Fungi; Mucoromycota; Mucoromycetes; Mucorales; Mucoraceae
Exons: 1
Coding region: 40-303 (87 amino acids)
Source: RefSeq, a predicted model, not a curated record